Molecule: messenger RNA, 1115 nt
Organism: Eurypyga helias (sunbittern)
Lineage: Eukaryota; Metazoa; Chordata; Aves; Eurypygiformes; Eurypygidae
Gene: FBXW5
Product: F-box and WD repeat domain containing 5
Exons: 5
Biological process (GO): protein ubiquitination
Cellular component (GO): SCF ubiquitin ligase complex; Cul4-RING E3 ubiquitin ligase complex
Molecular function (GO): protein binding
Source: RefSeq, a predicted model, not a curated record
CUGCCAUCUCCUGGUAUGACGAGUUCCAGAGGCUCUACGACACAAUCCCUUGUGUGGAAGUGCAGGCCCUGAAGGAACACAAUGACCAGGUUUUGCACCUCAGCUUCUCCCACUCUGGCUGUUUGUUUGCAUCAUGCUCCAAGGACUGCACUGUCAAGAUCUGGAGCAAUGAGCUGGACAUCUCCCUGCAGCACAGCUCCAACAUGAGGCCGUACAACUGGAGCUACACGCAGUUUUCUCAGUUCAAUGCUGACGACUCCCUCCUCCUGGUGUCAGGUGUUUUUGUGGGGCCUCACAACUCCUCCUCAGGAGAGAUUGCUGUAAUCAGCAUGGAGAACUUCACUCUGCUCUCCAGGGUGAGGAAUAAACCCUAUGAUGUGUUUGGCUGCUGGCUGAAUGAAACCAACUUGAUCUCUGGCAAUCUGCAUCGGAUUGGGCGUAUAACCUCCUGUUCCGUGCUGUGGCUGAACAACGCUUUCCAGGGCAUCGAGUCCGAGAACGUGAAUGUGGUGAAGAGACUGUUCAAAAUCCAGAACCUGAACGCCAGCACUAUCCGGACCGUGAUGGUGGCUGACUGCAGCCGGUACGAUUCUCCGGACCUGCUCCUGGACUACGAGGAGCAGCUAGCAGCUUCCUCCACCUGCCCAGUCUUUGAUCUUGGUAGCGACAGCGAGGAAGAGGCAGCCAAGCCCAAGCAGACUCCGGAGCCAGCAGUACAGGAAUUGCCAGAUGAAGGGGGUGUGCCAGCAGAGGACGGGCUGCAGCAGUUCUUUGAUGAUAUCAUGGAGGGCUGCGUGAGGCCCGCCAUGACCGAGACAGAGCUGGAGACAAAGGUGGCCGAGCUGUUUGUACGCAACAGAACUAAACCUCCUGAGCUGAACCUGCUCUCCACAGACAGCAACAGCAAGACAAAAUACUUAAUCUUCACUACAGGAUGCCUCACCUACUCCCCGCACCAGAUAGGGAUCAAAAGGAUCCUGCCCCAUCAGAUGACAACUGCUGGGCCGGUGCUUGGGGAGGAGAGGCGCUCAGAUGAGUUCUUUGAUUCACUGGAUCACGUCAUCGACAUCCACGGGCACAUCAUUGGCAUGGGCCUCUCCCCAGACCACAGGUGA